AUGUUUUCUUAUAUAAGGUUUAUUUUAGUUUCAGCAAACCAGAUCUCCCGCUUAUACAGUAGGUUUACUAAUUUGGAUAAGAAUAAUAAUGGAGUAUUAAGCCGAGAAGAUUUUCUACGCAUUCCAGAACUUGCUAUCAAUCCACUCGGAGAUCGUAUUGUUCACUCUUUCUUUCAAGAAAGCAAUGAAGAAACUGUCAACUUUCGCCAGUUCAUGCGUGUUCUUGCCAGAUUCCGUCCUACAAAGACAAAACUUGAGAGAAACAAGCUCAACUCCAGAGAGGAAAAACUUAAAUUUGCAUUCAAAAUGUAUGACUUGGAUGGAGAUAGCAAGAUUUCCAGAGAAGAACUCUUGGCUGUUCUUCACAUGAUGGUUGGCACAAAUAUUUCCGAAGAACAGCUUGAAAGUAUUGCAGAUCGAACAAUUGCUGAGGCCGACACUGAUGGAGACAGACAUAUCUCUUUUACAGAAUUCUUAAAAGUGAUGGAACGAGUGGAUGUUGAACAGAAAAUGAGCAUUCGUUUCCUGCAUUGA
Messenger RNA from Acanthosepion pharaonis, 534 nucleotides. Lineage: Eukaryota; Metazoa; Mollusca; Cephalopoda; Sepiida; Sepiidae. The record is from the annotation of a GenBank genome assembly.